Messenger RNA from Podarcis lilfordi (Lilford's wall lizard), 4862 nucleotides. The record is from the annotation of a GenBank genome assembly. NCBI's taxonomy places the organism in Eukaryota, Metazoa, Chordata, Lepidosauria, Squamata, Lacertidae.
GCGGGACUUACUUCUGACCGGACAUGCUUCGGACUGCGCCGCUCCUUCAGGGAUGUCCAGCCGAGUGACUUGCGGAGCGGCUCUGCCCGACUGCUUCGCGCUGACCCUUCUCCGCCGCUUCUGUAGCCCAGGCAGCGCCUUACUCGCCCUUCUCCAUCACCAGGGAGACCUACCGCGGUCCCGUAAUACCCGCCGGAGGCGCCUUUCUCCUCCUGGGACUCAGGCUGCCUCCAUUCAGGCUGGGGGCUUCCCGCGCAUGUGGGCGCCCAGCUGAUGGCGAAACGCUAAGGCUUCACCCUCUGGCCCCAGAGAAAAGCCAAAAGCUCGCCGAAACUGAUGUAUGUAUGUAUGUAUGUAUGUAUGUAUGUAUGUAUGUAUGUAUGUAUGUAUGUAUGUAUGUAUGUCAUACGUGAUUCUUACCUCACAGAGUCGCCUUCCUAUUUACCAGGAGACGGGCGGAAGAAAGGGGCUCCCUGUGACGUUGUUAUUAUGCGCUGACUCGGGCAGAGUUGGGAAAGGUCCCCGCGAAGGAUGAACACGUGUCUUCGUGACGCCUUUCCAGGCACUUGGAUCGUUCCCCAAGCGAACAUGAGGAGACCAAAUAUUCUUCUCACGGGUAAGAGCAAAACGGGUUGUGUUUGUAUCUCAUGCAAGUGCUUUAGAAACAUAAGGUCCCGGGUCCAGUUUCUAGUGUCCUCGGGUGAAGGCAACCAGUAACAACAAGGCUGGGAAAGAUUCCCGUCUGAAAUCCUAUCCUGGAAAGAUGUGUGUUUGGGUCGACUCGGUGCGAGGCAGCUUCAUUGGUUUUACCUGAUUGUGUGCCUCGGCAAAUGUCACUUUCAUCCUCCUAUUUGAACUUCAAAAAGGAGGCCUGGGCUAACAUGCAAGCAAACUAUGUGAUCGAAUGGGCUAUAACAUUGUUUUGAACGCUUCUCCGUGUUUGUUUGUUUUAUAUAACAUGCAAAUACAAAACUUGCUCUUUGCCAUAUGCCAUACAAGCUGAUUGUAGACAAUUUUUAAUAUAGAGAAGCGUUCAAAGUGUGAUGCACACACCUGCAGGAUAUUUUUUUAAAUGGAAAGUCUUUGGCUAUCUUGCUUGAACUAGGCCUGUCUGGGCUUUUAAGAGCAGUUUUCAUGUGGAAUUGAUUACAGUACAGUGGUACCUCGGGUUACAUAUGCUUCAGGUUACAUACGCUUCAGGUUACAGACUCUGCUAACCCAGAAAUAGUGCUUCAGGUUAAGAACUUUGCUUCAGGAUGAGAACAGAAAUUGUGCUCUGGCGGCGUGGCAGCAGCAGGAGGCCCCAUUAGCUAAAGUGGUGCUUCAGGUUAAGAACAGUUUCAGAUUAAGAACGGACCUCUGGAACGAAUUAAGUACUUAACGAAUUAAGUACAGGUACCACUGUAUAUGUUAUUAGUUGCUACUAUUGAUUACUGUUUUGUUAUGACAUAUGCUGCUUUGUAGGUACGCCUGGUGUUGGGAAAACUACCCUAGGCAAAGAGAUCGCUGCAAGAACAGAUUUUACUUACAUUAAUGUGGGUGAUUUGGCCAAAGAAGGUGAGUUUUUAUUUUACAGAACUUAACAUUUGAAAGUUGAUGUAGAAUUUGUAUUUAAGUUAUAUACUGGUAAGUAGGUAUAGUUUAGAUAUAUUUGGUAGAGUUCAAUGUUGCACUAUUAUGAACAUUCUGUCUAUGCAAGCAUUUCAGCUCAUCAUAUGGAACAACCCCACCCCUCUCUCCUGACUCUCCCCGCCCCCCUUCCUGCCCAAACCAAUUCUGGGAGGCAUUCAGUGGGAGGAGAGGGAGAAAGCUCCAUUGCAUAAGCAGUAGUCCUUGCACAGAGUUUCUGCUGACAGGAUGCCUAGAUGAAUCCUAUCCAUAGCUAUAGUGCUAAAGGGAAUAAAUUCUGUUUAUAGACCUGCUUGUUAAAAAAAACUUUUAAACAUACGUCUAAAAUGCAUAGAGUAAGCCUCAUUGGACUUAUGGAACUUAUUUCUGAAUAAAAACCCAUAAUAUUGGGCUGCGCACAGGUUUUUGAUUGACAUGUCUUAAAAAAGCAAUUGACAGCAAACAAUUGGAAUCAUUUUUUGUAUUCUUACCAUUUCUUCCUCAUUAUACAGGGGAGCUAUACGAAGGAUUUGAUGAAGAAUAUGGAUGUCCAAUUUUAGAUGAAGACAGGGUACGUUUACAUUUAAAAACUAGCACAGUUGUGGGUUUUAUUUUGUUACUAAGAAUACAUUUAUAAGUUUAUUUUGUAUGAAUUCUCUUUUAGGUAGUUGAUGAACUGGAAGAGAAGAUGAGUGAUGGCGGUGUAAUAGUUGAUUAUCACAGCUGUGACUUCUUUCCUGAACGUUGGUUUAAUAUAGUAUUUGUGCUUCGAACUGAAAACUCAGUCUUGUAUAACAGAUUGGAAAGCAGGUAAAAUCAGUGCUACAAAAUAGAUGCAGUAUCAGAUUUGGUUUAGGAUGAAGCCUCUUGUUAGUACAUAGUCUUGUCUCUGUUUUUUAACCUAGAAUGUGCUCCCAAAUUAUCUCAAGUGUUUUUGUCUUAUCUUAUUUUAUUUUUUUAGAGGAUACAAAGGAAAAAAGCUUCAAGACAACCUUCAAUGUGAAAUUUUUCAGAUCAUUUAUGAAGAAGCCAUGUCAUCGUAUAAGGAAGACAUUGUUCAUCAGUUGCCCAGCAACAUUCCAGAGGACAUGGAGAACAACUUAGAUCAGAUUAUACAGUGGAUCGAACAGUGGAUGAAAGACAACAACUAGCAUUUUAAUAUAUAAUAUUAAUAGACCAAACAGUCUUAGAAAUAACUUAAUUCAAUAGCACUGGCUGACUCGUUCUUGUCAGUUACACUUGCUGUUUCAGUCAUUGAGGAAACAGUAACAGUUACUUUUCUGUGAAAAUAAAAUUGGAGAUAAAUGAAAUUCAGCAGAUUUAUGCUGCACUAGUUAUAGCUGGAUUCAUAUGACUGCAGAAACUGGACAUAAGUUACAGACUUGGAAACUUUAAAAAACAUGACAUUCUGUGUAAUUGGGCAUCUUAAGAUUCUUUUUGAAGAUUUGGUUGAAAAGGUUAAUAACAAACUGCACUGGCUUGUUUAGGUGUUAGCAUCUCAAUUGCUGUGCAACUUCCUUUUUUGGUAAUAUGUUGGAAUUGUUCUGUGGAAGUUUUUAUUUUUUAAUGGUGGGAUUUGGUUUGUGACAAUGUUCCAGGUUAUUGUGACAAUGUUCCAGGUUAUUAAGUUAUCGACAUGCAAUGUCAUUUAAUAUAUUUGUGUGUGUAUAUAUAUUUCAUUUACUAGCUCAUAGUAAAUGUUAUCAGUCUUUCAAGUCUGAAAGCUUUCCCGGUGAAGUUACUUCUAAUGCUAUGGGAAUAUUGACCUGUCUUUGCAAGUGUAAUACAUUGACUAUACACAGUGCAACCUGAAGUGCAACCACAGGUCAUGUUAUUGAUGUGAACACACAUGCCAGUUCCACAUAACAGGAAGCCCAAUUUGAUAGCAGCUUCCCAUAGCAUGUAUGUGUGUCAAAUACAGAUCUAUGUUUUGUCUGUUGACUACCACAACGCAUGUGCAAAAUACACAGUACCAAGUGAAAGGUAGGUAGAAAAUUGGUUAUGCAUGAAUAAAGUAUUAAGUCUGUUUGUAAGUAUGUUUAUUAGUGUCUCUUCUUUGUGUUAAAAUAUUUAGCUCCAGAGAUCUGAUCUUUGAAUAUACAGUAAUGAAAUUACAAAAAUUGCAAAGGACACACCUGAUUAGUAUCUUAAUAGGAAGCACAUCUUCCUGUUGUCAGUUGGGAAAGGCCCACUUUGAUUGCCCUGGUAGUUUUGUGGUAAUUCAGCAUAUAUAAAGCACUGAUACUUUCUUUUCUGGAACUAAAAAGGUUUAAAGAUAUUCUUGAAAAGGAGCCUCCUUCUUUAGGAAUAGGAGACUCCCACUGAAUUUAAGCAUACACUAACUUAAACGCAGCAUCAGUACUUAAGAUACUCCUAGCGGCACAUUCUAUGGUAUAAUGUAAAUUACAUAGUCAUUCAGUGUGUAUAGUACGACUGACACUUAUUGGGGAUUCACAUUGUCAUGGCAGUGAACAUGAUAGGACUUUCCUUUUCUCCUCUUCCUCUUCACGCUUCCAAAAUCUAUUCCAGAAGGUUCCCCAAUUGUCCAGAGUAGAUUUUGAGGGGCAUCAGUGUACAGGUCAGGGGAAAAGUCCCAUUGCACAAGUGGCUGUCACUGUUGGAUGUUGCCCUAUCCAUAGAGCAUUUGGUUUGUGCCUCUAUUAACGUCAUUGUAUGUGUGUGUUUUGUAUAUAUGAAAAUGAAAAUCCUCCAGUUUGCCAUUUUCCUAACUAAGCUACUUGAAGCGACUUGAAACUUUUAUUAUUUACUAAAUAACUAUUGGAAAUGACUUUGUACUUAAUAUAAUUUUGAUUUAUGGAUUUAUGGGGAAAUGGGUCUAUAGUUUUGUAAGUUUCUUAAUAAAAAGGAGUGCAUUUAAUGAUAAACAUUUAGCUUUGCAUUUAUAUACAGGUAUGUCUAUUAAAGUGCCUUCUAUGAUAUGCUGUAAGCAAUUUCUUUUAAUGAAUGUUUAAAUACGAUGUUUCUAUUCAACAUUUGUAGUAGCUCUUGCUGUGUUCAAUAAAUUUGCUUGUAUUGAUGACCAGUUAAGAAAACCAUUUAACUUGUAUUGCAGCUAAAUCUGUAUCUCACUCAUCCUUUCCUGUUUGUCAAAGCUUAAUAAUCCUAUAGUGCAACAGAGGAUUUUGACAUGUAGUAGCUACCUAUGUAUGUGGGAAGACCCUUCAUGAAGUGGUAGAGCUCAUACAUCGUUUAAGGCCAGAGGUUUAAUAAAAAGGUUCCACGGUGGCAGGUCA